CUCUUCUAGCUUACGACACAAACUAUGAGUGAGAAAAGGACAAAUGAUUCGCUCUUUGCUUCAUUUUUUCCGAGGUUGUCCAAACAUGAAAUGUCAUUUGGACCUAUUGGACUCAUUUUAACUCGGCUAAAUAAAUAUAACAUAACAUAAGAAGAUUUUACUUAUAUUUACCGAACUAUUUGUACGGUCGCGUGAACUUUGUUUACGAGUGUCUUGUGUUCAGAUUGUUUUAAGUGGUAAUUUAACAAUAUUUUUCCAAAUAAAUGGAAAGAAACUUUUAUUUAUAUCAAAUAAUUGAGUGUCUUGACUCAGUGACAUUAUGUCUUGUGUGGUAUGGGGCUGCAGCUCACAUCCAGGAAGAAAAGAAAAUAGCCAACAACUUCUGUCGUUUCAUCGAUUUCCUGUAGACGAUAACAAAAAGAAAGAAUGGAUAAUUCGCAUUAAUAGACGAAAUUGGAUUCCAAAUAAGUACAGCCGUAUUUGCUCCAAACAUUUUACUGCGGAUUCAUUUAUGUGUGUUCCUAAUUCGAAGUGGAGACGUCUUCGAGACGAUGCUAUUCCUACAUUGAACAUUAAGGAUCAGACAGAUGAAAUGAAUCCUGUAACUAAGGAACCUUUUGAAAAGCAAUCACAACGAUACUAGCUGCAGCUCCAAACUAAUAUAAACCAGACAAUAUAAUCCAAAAAUGGUUAGAUACUUACCUAUCAGAGACAGAGUCUCCUUUCAUCAAGAAGAAGAUAAUUGCAUCCUACAAAAAGAAAUCUUGAAAAAAAAAUUAUCGACAUUAAUUGUAAGUAAAUUUAAUUUUAUCGACAUAUUACUAAAGUGAAACCCAACACUAGGCAAUGAAAAACCUGUGACAACCUACGAAAUUACGAAACAAUUUUUGUAUAUGCGUCUUUGUCUAACAUUACGCCAGUUCCGUAAGAUAAAGUAGAGCAGAAUUAUAGAGUUCUGUUGCUAUUUUAGCCUUCCUUCUAUGCUUUAGUUAUUGUUCUGAGGGUUUUCCCCGAAGGGUAAGGCAAAGGGAACUAUGCCCAUACAGCCAUGUCUGACGUAUUUUUUUCUUGAUGAUUAAUGAAAUGAUGAAAGGUGAUGAUGAUGAAACCUAAGCCCCCACCCUCGGAGUAGACUCCUACUCCGAACCCCAAACGAAUUAACUCAAAAGUCCGCAUAAACUUUUGAGUUAUGAAGCGGCUUCCCGGCACGAAGCGAAAAUAGGCAGAUACACUUUGUUUAUUGAAUACUCCAAUAUAAUAACACUCGCGA
Messenger RNA from Pectinophora gossypiella (pink bollworm), 1270 nucleotides. Its product is annotated as THAP domain-containing protein 2-like. The transcript is spliced from 3 exons. Lineage: Eukaryota; Metazoa; Arthropoda; Insecta; Lepidoptera; Gelechiidae. The record is from RefSeq and is a predicted model, not a curated record. The coding region runs from base 320 to 643 and encodes 107 amino acids.